UAGUUUAGUUUAAUUCACCUGCGCUGGUUGUUUUCUUGUCUUCUCUUUCAAUUGCUUCCAACCCGACGCUCGAAGGCCAUCGCCAGGGUUUCGAUCGGUGAAUCCCACAGCUGAAAGCCUAAUCUUUGGAUUGAUCGGAGAAAUUGCGGAAACCGAAGAGAAGAGAUCCUUCACUUCGUUUCCAAUCUAUUCCUCGCUUUCGUAAUUGUUUCCCUUGAACUUGCAUUCUGAUCGCUCGCCCGGAGCGGUGACGAAGUAGACUGACUGUAAUCCCCCUUCCUGGAAAUAAGAAUUUCUUAUAACGGAUAUUAUUUGGAUAAUUUUGGAGUUUUAUCGUGCUAGAAUUAGUAGAUCUGGUCUCGGAUUUUGGUCUGCUGGCUUCAGGAAGCGGAGAUUUAGAGAUUUUGAUUCAUUUGAUGAUAGGAUUAUGCAAAGGAUCAGGGAGAUGAGCGGGUCUACCUUUGGCAGGGAGGGACGAUGACUGCAGCGUCAUUGGGCUUUCGGUCGGGAAGUAACGGAUCAUUGCAUCAACAGCUACAGAAUGGUGCUUUUUCGGCAACUCAACCGAUCUCGCUUCGAAGGGCUUCAAGAUCCGUAUCCGGAAGGAUUUACAAGUUUGUGGGGAGGAGGAGGAAGAUGAAGAUUCAUUGGUAGGUUCUACUACCACACUUACGUAUUCGGAAAAUCUUUCAAUGAAAAGCUUCAAGUCCCCAUUUAUUGUUCCACAUGAAGAGUCUUCAGUUAGACAGAAUACAAGUCUUAUUUCUCUUCCCUCUCGUCGCACGACACCACAUCCUUGUGAAAGAUUCCCUGUUUCUUCUCCACCAAUGGAUAAGAGGCACACUGGCCCACGUCCGUGUCCUGUAUGUUACAUCCCUGUAGAGCAGGCUUUGCUUUGCAUGCCUUAUUCAGCAUUUCCAUCACCAGUUCUUAAGAAUUUACAUUAUUUUUCAGAAGAUAAUUUAAUUUCGUAUCAGCCAAAAGGGGGUUCUAACUUUGGUGGACUUCCAUCUUUACAGCAUAGAAAUGAAUCUUUCACUAUAAGAGAAUCAAUGACUGUGCACUGUGGAUUUGCAAAUGGAAGGAAACCUGGUCAAGGAACUGGAUUUGAUAUCGAUGAUGAUAUCCUUCUGGAAAUGGAAGAAUGUCAUGAUGUUGUUGUAGCUUCUGCUAUAUUUGGAAAUUAUGAUUUAAUGCAACAACCCAAGAACAUUAGUGAAUAUACAAAGAAGAAUGUGUGCUUUUACAUGUUUGUUGAUGAAAAAACUGAAGCCUAUAUGAGAAAUUCUAGUGGACUAGAUGAUUCUGGAAAAGUAGGUCUGUGGAGAGUGGUGAUGGUUCAAAAUCUUCCAUAUGAGGAUUCAAGACGCAAUGGGAAGAUUCCUAAACUUUUACUCCAUAGACUUUUCCCAAAUGCUCGGUUUUCUAUUUGGAUUGAUGGAAAACUUCAGCUCGUUGUGGAUCCCUAUCAAAUUCUUGAGAGAUUCUUGUGGAGGAGAAACCACACUUUUGCAAUAUCUAGGCACUACAGUCGCUUUGAUGUAUUUGAGGAAGCAGAGGCUAAUAAAGCUGCCGGAAAAUAUGACAAUGUCUCCAUAGAUCAUCAAAUUGAAUUUUACAAGAAAGAGGGAUUGACACCUUAUUCUUUAUCUAAGCUUCCAAUUACAAGUGAUGUACCGGAGGGAUGUGUGAUCAUCAGAGAGCACAUGCCAAUCACUAAUUUAUUCACCUGUCUGUGGUUCAAUGAAGUCGAUCGAUUUACAUCCAGGGACCAAAUCAGUUUCAGCACUGUGAGGGAUAGGAUUAUGUCUCAAGUUGAUUGGACAAUUAACAUGUUUAUGGAUUGCGAAAGGCGCAACUUUGUUGUUCAGGCAUACCACAGGGACCUGUUGGAGCAGCGGAAGGCGCUUGCGGCAAUGCACCACCCACCUCCUGCUGCCGCCGUGACAACACAGGACAAAAUCGCGAAAGUACCGCCGUUGAAGAAACUGUCUGGGAAAACGCCCUCGAGGCGUGGUAGGGACAAGAGAUCCGGUUCCCGACGCCGGCAUCCAAGAGUCAUCACUGGAAGAUUAUGACAAAUUUUGUUUCAGUUUAUUAUUUCUUUUUUUUUUUCAAUGUUCUUAAAAGUUAGUUAGCACUGAUUAUUUUCGAGUGCAAAUUGCAAAUGAUCUAUUAAUUUCGUGAGGGAAUAUUGAUAAUUUAAUACUUGUACAUAACAAAUUUAUGAAUUAAUGCCAUUAUGAAAAAUGAUUAUUUA
This is a messenger RNA of Zingiber officinale, 2260 nucleotides long. Its product is annotated as probable hexosyltransferase MUCI70. The coding region runs from base 693 to 2078 and encodes 461 amino acids. The record is from RefSeq and is a predicted model, not a curated record. NCBI's taxonomy places the organism in Eukaryota, Viridiplantae, Streptophyta, Magnoliopsida, Zingiberales, Zingiberaceae. The transcript is spliced from 9 exons.